AUGGCGGAUGUGUUGACGCAUUGAUGCCCUCUGUUGGAACGAGGGGGGCCGGACAGCUGAGAAUAGACAGAGCCUGUCCUGUCCUUGAGAUAUGACAGCCCCAGGCUUUUUCGUCUAUUUUCCCGGGACAGUCAAAGCCCUCAGCGCGUCUUUCUGACAACAUGUUGUUGAGGAGUGUUGUCAGAGCCUUGCUGCGGCCAGGCAUUACAAAGCCAUGCCGUCUGCUCAGACCGGUCACACAGAUCCCAGAGAGAUCCUUUGCACAUCAGGAGGGUCUGCCCAAGUUACCCGUCCCACCCUUGAGACAAACAUGUGAGCGCUACCUGGCUGCUCUGGAGCCCAUCGUCAGCAAGGAAGAACUUGAACACACCAAGAAACUGGUUCAGGAGUUCCUCAAUGGUGGAGUGGGAGACCGGCUCCAGAAAGGACUGGAGAGACGGGCACGGAAAACAGAUAACUGGCUGACAGAAUGGUGGCUGCAAUCUGCGUAUCUAGACUGCAGGAUGCCAGUUGCGGUCUACACCAGCCCUGGAGUUGUGUUGCCUCGAAUGCACUUUCACGAUCGCCAAGGACAGAUGAGGUUUGCUGCCAAACUGAUUGCAGGAGUUUUGGACUUCAAAAAAAUGAUUGACUCUGAAACUCUACCUGUGGAGUAUUUGAGUGGGAAACCGCUGUGCAUGGACCAGUAUUACCAGAUUCUGUCGUCCUGUCGUAUUCCCGGACCGAAGAGAGACACUGUUGUACAUUACAACAAAGGGAAUGCACCCCCGACUCACAUCACUGUGGUCCACAACUUUCAGUUCUUUGUCUUGGACGUCUACAACAGUGAUAGCACCCCGCUGACAGUAGAUCAGCUUCACAUGCAGUUAGAGAAGAUCUGGAACUCUUCUUUGCAAACCAAUAAAGAACCAAUUGGCAUCCUUACAUCACAGCACCGCAACACCUGGGGAAAAGCCUACAACAAUCUGAUCAAAGAUAAGACAAACAAGGAGUCGGUCCGUGCCAUCCAGAAGAGUAUAUUUACAGUUUGUUUGGAUGCUCCGAUGCUUCAGGUGUCAGAUGAGAUAUAUCUGAGCCGCGGGGCUGCCCAGGUUCUACAUGGGGGAGGAGCGCGGUGGAACAGCGGCAACCGAUGGUUUGAUAAAACCUUACAGUUCAUUGUUGGUGAAGACGGUACAUGUGGACUGGUGUAUGAACAUGCACCUGCCGAGGGUCCACCCAUUGUCUUUCUCAUCGAUUACGUAGUUAAGUACAUGAGGAGUACUGAAAUAGUCCGCUCUCCUAUGGUUCCCUUGGCCAUGCCGAGGAAAUUGCGAUUCAACAUCACCUCUGAGAUCAAGAGAGAUAUCGAAAAAGCCAAACAAAAUAUGAACAUAAUGAUGCAGGACUUGGAUGUGAAGGUGCUCAUGUUUUCUCAUUUUGGGAAAAACUUGCCAAAGCAACAUAAGCUGAGUCCAGAUGCCUUUGUGCAAAUGGCUCUUCAGCUUGCCUACUUCAGGAUGUAUAAUACUUGCUGCUCUGCCUAUGAGAGCGCAUCACUGAGAAUGUUUAAAUACGGAAGAACGGAUGCAAUUCGUCCGACUACUGCUGACUCUCUUAGGUUUGUCCAAGCGAUGCAGGACCCAACGAAGCAGAAAUCGGAGACGCUGGCACUGCUGCAGAAAGCUGUUCAGACACAUAAGGAGAACACAUACAAUGCCAUCCAUGGGCAGGGCAUAGAUAGACACCUUCUCGGGCUGAAGAUGCAGAGUAUUGAAGACCUGACCUCCAUGCCUGGGAUAUUCAUGGAUACUUCUUUUGCAGUAGCUCAUCAUUUUAAUCUCUCCACCAGCCAGGUUGGCUCCAAGACAGACUGCGUGAUGUGUUUUGGCCCAGUGGUGCCAGAUGGCUACGGAGUGUGUUACAAUCCCAUGGAUGAGCAUAUCAACAUGGCCAUCACAGCCUUCAACAGCUGUGAGGAGACGAACGCUGCCAACUUCGCUCAGGCUGUAGAGAACGCAUUGUUGGACAUGAGAGCUCUCCUGGAAGACGCAGCCGUGGCCAGACAGUGAUCCCACACAUGAGCCUAGCGUGGCCAGCUUGUAUGAAAGCUGAAACUGAAUCAAGUUGUUGCCAGAGCGCUUGGCAGAACGCCACUCUGGCAAAGAUGCACAGUGUUGUAGGAGAAAGCCUGUUACCGCAGGGUUGGUGGGAAAAGUAUACAAUGUAUGGCUGUGAAGAUGAGAAAAUAUCUAUGAUGAAAAUGGAAUAUUUAAAAUGAUUGUAAAAGUGCAAAUAGCUUUUUCAAAUAUAUACGUAAAAUAAAAGUUCAAAAUUUUUAA
Messenger RNA from Austrofundulus limnaeus, 2321 nucleotides. Its product is annotated as carnitine O-acetyltransferase. Gene Ontology annotation, cellular component: peroxisome. The transcript has 14 exons. Gene Ontology annotation, molecular function: carnitine O-acetyltransferase activity. Lineage: Eukaryota; Metazoa; Chordata; Actinopteri; Cyprinodontiformes; Rivulidae. The coding region runs from base 162 to 2051 and encodes 629 amino acids. Gene Ontology annotation, biological process: carnitine metabolic process, CoA-linked. The record is from RefSeq and is a predicted model, not a curated record.